AUGGCGAACGCGACUAUCCGUGGCGCGCACAGCAUCCAUGGCACGAACCCGCAGUUCCUCAUCGAGAAGCCCGUCCGCGCACGCAUCUACGAGUCUCCCUACUGGAAGGAGCACUGCUUCGCCCUUUCCGCCUCGACCAUCCUACCCCUCGCGGUGAACCUGCACCACAUCGGUGGCCUCGUCGGUCUUCAGCGCCCCUCGCACUUCCUCUGUCUGCUUCAAAAGCUGUUGCAGAUUCAGCCUGAGGCAGAGAUCAUACAGGCCUACCUCGAGGCGAAGGAGUUCAAAUACCUUCGUGCGUUGACGGCGUUCUAUGUACGACUGACGUACAAGUCCACGGACGUGUAUACCUUGUUGGAACCGAUACUCGAGGACGGGCGGAAGUUGAGGUGGAGGGGAAGCGGGGGUGAGUUUGAGAUCGUACACAUGGACGAGUGGGUGGAUAUGCUGUUGAGGGAGGAGCGGGUGUGCGAUAUCAUCUUGCCCAGGUUGACCAAGAGGGAUGUGUGCGAGACGCGAGACGGGUUGCCGCCACGGAUCAGCAAGCUGGAGACGUCCCUGCUGAAAGUGGUGCAGGGAGACGGAGGCUCACAGGAAGGAGAGGGCAGUGAGGAUAGCGAUGACAGCAUGUCGGACGUCAAGCGGUGGAAGCUCGAACGUUUACAACGGGCCGCGAGGCUGUCGCAGAUCAGCAAGGAGCGGGACAACGCGCCUCAGCCGGACUCGACGAACGGCGAAGAGGCCUACACAUCCCAAGAGGAAUCUGACGACGAAGCGACGGCAGCAAGAAGGAGGCGAUUCAUCUCGCCAAGUCCGAGUAUUUCUCUCGAUCGACAAUUCCCUCCGUCCAAACACGGCGUGGAAGAGGACGAGGAGGAGGGCGGGUACGUCUCAAGAUCUCCAAGCCGCUCGCCGGAUCGAGAAGGAUACGUAUCGAGAAGUCCUUCUCGCUCGCCAGAUCGUCGGGCUGGUGAAGAUGGCGAGCUGCACGCAGACGAAGGCGGAUACGUCUCCCGCUCGCCAUCACGCUCGCCUGACCGCCCCUGA
Molecule: messenger RNA, 1047 nt
Organism: Kalmanozyma brasiliensis GHG001
Lineage: Eukaryota; Fungi; Basidiomycota; Ustilaginomycetes; Ustilaginales
Product: Pre-mRNA-splicing factor 38
Exons: 1
Coding region: 1-1047 (348 amino acids)
Cellular component (GO): precatalytic spliceosome
Source: RefSeq, a predicted model, not a curated record